AUGACUACUGAAAGGUAAAACGAUUAUAAAUAACAUUAAAAUAAAAGAAGUCGGUUAAUAAGUAAACUAAGCUUUUAACGUUCUUCGUAAAAGCAAAAGCCAAAAACAAUUUUACUUGAACGACGUCGAUAUUUCUCGCUCUUGAGUUUUCUUUCUCAUUGUCUAAUGUUUUGGUGGCUGUAUGUAGAAUUGAUUUGACAAUACGGUUGUCGAUUUCACUAUCUAAUCGUAAUGAACUUGUGAUCGCAAAAUAAUCUAUUUGAUAAUAUAUCAGUGAUUUAUCGUAAUGUAAUAGACGUUCGAUUCAUCAAAGCGUAACAGUGAGAGGUGAAGACUACUAAAUACCUAAAGAAUUCUAUUUUUUUCUUGCGACAAAUGUGAAUUGGUGCUCGUUAUGGAGGAUUAUAAGUUUCUAUUUAAAGUAGUGUUAGUUGGGAAUGCGGGAGUUGGGAAAACGUGUUUGGUACGUCGUUUUACUCAAGGUCUCUUUCCACCUGGCCAGGGUGCUACAAUUGGAGUUGAUUUCAUGAUAAAAACUGUAGAAGUUGACGGUGAGAAAGUGAAGUUGCAAAUAUGGGACACUGCUGGGCAAGAGAGAUUCCGUUCAAUUACACAGAGCUACUACAGAUCUGCUCAUGCUCUGAUACUGGUGUAUGAUAUAUCUUGCCAGCCGACAUUUGACUGUCUACCAGACUGGCUUAGAGAAAUUGAAGAAUAUGCCAACAAUAAAGUUCUUAGGAUAUUAGUUGGUAAUAAAACUGAUCGGGAAGACAGGGAGAUUCCAAGGCACAUCGGUGAAGACUUUGCACAGCGUCACGGCAUGUAUUUCUUAGAGACAUCAGCUAAAGAGGCUGAAAAUGUCGAGCGAUUAUUUAUGGAAAUAGCUGUUGAACUCAUGGAACAAGCAAAAUGCAAGGAGUUGCCGAAAUAUGACGGCAGCUUAGGACCGAUUAAUGGAAAAACAACGUCGGUAGGUGACGGUUCGUGUUGUCUACGCUCGUAAACGUAACGAAUUUAUCUCAUUGAUAUUAAAAUAGUUUAAAAACCUGCUGCGGUGUUUUUGAAAAGAGACUUUAUAAGUUUCUAUUAAAGAUAGGGUUUAAGAUGCAAGUAUCAGUAUAUUUUUGAGGAAUUGAGCCUCACUCGUCAAUAUCAUUUAAUUUGAGCUUCGCCGUAUUAUUUUUCCAUUCUUAUGGGUCGUAGAAAUGUUUUAGUGAAACCACCACAGAAUAAGCUGAAAGUACUAAGAACUUGAGUCGAUAAUAAUACAUUUUAACGAAGAACUCGAUGACGAUGAUACUGACAAUAAAGGAAUUGAUAUUUUGUUGUUAACGAAUUAGUACCUAUCGAUUUUAUAGAUAUUUUUAGUCGAUUUUUUUAAUCGUUUUAUUUUUUAUAUUCUUGCCAACGAGCGAACGACGGACUGACAAGAAUUUUAUAUUUGUAUAUAUUGUUUUAAAGUAUUAAAACUUUUCAUUAACACCGCGACAGUCUUGUCGUAUAUUUCGUAGGACGGAAGUCAUUCCACUCGCUUUAAGUGCUGUGCCGUUGUCACAAUGUCAUGACGUUCGUUGUCAUAUUGUCAUUUUCAUGUGUCACUAAUUCAUGUCAAUUCGUAGAAGUAGUGUUGAUACCAUUAUAUUGCAUAUCAAAUAUUAAUUCUAUAAAUUAUAGUUAAAAUUGAGACCAAGCAUAGGGUUACUCGACUAAAAUACAGCUG
This is a messenger RNA of Spodoptera litura, 1720 nucleotides long. RefSeq names its product ras-related protein Rab-30. Lineage: Eukaryota; Metazoa; Arthropoda; Insecta; Lepidoptera; Noctuidae. Gene Ontology annotation, molecular function: GTPase activity; GTP binding. The record is from RefSeq and is a predicted model, not a curated record.